This is a messenger RNA of Fundulus heteroclitus (mummichog), 2192 nucleotides long. It is a transcript of the gene acaa1, whose product is annotated as acetyl-CoA acyltransferase 1. Gene Ontology annotation, cellular component: peroxisome. Gene Ontology annotation, molecular function: acetyl-CoA C-acyltransferase activity. Lineage: Eukaryota; Metazoa; Chordata; Actinopteri; Cyprinodontiformes; Fundulidae. The transcript is spliced from 12 exons. The record is from RefSeq and is a predicted model, not a curated record. Gene Ontology annotation, biological process: fatty acid beta-oxidation; phenylacetate catabolic process. The coding region runs from base 132 to 1445 and encodes 437 amino acids.
CUUCCGGUCCACCUGGUGGCGCUGUGGCAGCAGCGCGUCCGCCUCAGAACAAGACAGCUGGCGGUCCAAAGUUCCCGCAGCCUGGUUCCGCGGCAGCGCUCCGGGAGUCUUCACGGUACAGAACCGACGUCAUGGAGCGGCUGAAGGUGAUCUCUGGUCACCUGCUUCCCCGCGGCCCCUCGGAGCCUCUGCGGGUCUUACGGAGCUGUGGGAGCGGCUCCUCGGUGCCCGGUACCGGGGAGGAGGUGGUGGUGGUCCACGGACGGAGGACCGCGAUCGGAAAGGCCAAACGAGGAAGCUUCAAGGACACCACGCCUGACGAGCUGCUGAGCGCCGUGAUGAGCGCCGUGCUGGCGGACGUGGGGCUGCCUGCGGCCCGGCUGGGGGACGUCUGUGUGGGUAACGUGCUGCAGCCCGGAGCCGGAGCGCUGAUGGCCCGAGUGGCUCACUUCCUCAGCGGCUUUCCAGAGACGGUUCCUGUUUACACCGUGAACCGCCAGUGUUCCUCGGGUCUGCAGGCGCUGCUCAACAUCGCAGGAGCCAUCAGGAGCGGAUCCAUCGAGCUGGGCCUGGCCUGCGGGGUGGAGAGCAUGUCGCUGCGGUCCAUCGGGAACCCGGGAGACCUGAGCUCCAGGCUGGUGGAGAACGACAAGGCCCGGGACUGCCUGGUUCCGAUGGGCAUCACGUCGGAGAACGUGGCCGAGCGCUUCGGCGUCUCCAGGGAGAAGCAGGACGCCUUCGCUCUCAGUUCACAGCUCAAAGCCGCCCAGGCCCAGAACUCGGGUCGGUUCGACCAGGAGAUCGUUCCCGUCACCGUCUCCGUGACGGACGAGUCGGGCCGGGAGAGCCGGCUGCAGGUGAGGAAGGACGAGGGGAUCCGGACCGGAACCACGCUGGACGGACUCUCCAGACUCCGACCCGCCUUCAAGCCCGACGGCAGCACCACAGCAGGUAACUCCAGCCAGGUGAGCGACGGGGCGGCGGCGGUUCUGCUGGGCCGCAGGUCCGCCGUGGAGGUUCUGGGCCUGCCGGUUCUGGCCGUCCUGAGGGGCAGCGCCGUGGUGGGGGUUCCACCGGACCUGAUGGGGAUCGGACCCGCCGUAGCCAUCCCUGCGGCGCUGCGGCAGGCAGGUCUAUCUCUGGACGACAUCGACGUGUUUGAGAUCAACGAGGCCUUCGCCAGCCAGGCGCUGUACUGCGUGGAGAAGCUGGGCCUCCCUCUGGAGAAGGUCAACCCAAACGGCGGCGCCAUCGCUCUGGGUCACCCUCUGGGCUGCACCGGCGCCCGGCAGGUGGUGACGCUGCUCAACGAGCUGCGGCGCCGAGGCCGCAGGGCGUACGGCGUGGUGUCCAUGUGCAUCGGUACCGGCAUGGGAGCCGCCGCCGUCUUCGAGUUCCCCGGGCCGCAGCGGGAGGAGGGAGGCCGGGUCGCCGGCAGAACCUGAGCGGUUCUGGAGACGCGGCGGUGGAGGAGGUUCUGGACGAGAACCCGGAGGAAACGAGUUUAACGGAUAAUUGUUUAUUUUCCUGUGAAUCCUGAGGUCGAUGAACGGAACCAUUAAACGGGCCGACAUGGUACCGGUUCUUCUGUUUGUUCUGACGCGUGAACCCAAACGGGUCGGUGGGUUCUGAAAGCAUCCAGAACAUUUUCUGACCCGCCUGCUGUCACCACAGAUGAUAAAAUAAAAGGUGAUGUGGAGCAGCGCUGACAGAACCGGGUCAUUCCAUGAGUACAGGGAAAACGGAGGGACCCUGAAGGGGCCUUGGGUUUAGCCCCGCCCCCUAGAACAGCUGGUAGUGACGUCAUAGCUGAAGGAGCUCUGCAGAGAAAACAUCUGAAUAAAAGCUGCAGCAUAAAAUGAGAACAUCACAAGUUUUUAGUUUCUAACGUUUAAUUUUUCAGUGAUUAAUCGUUCAAAGUUCCACGUUUUUCUGGACCGGUUCCGUCUCGUCUUCCUGAAACGAUGAGGAACCAGCAGGAACUCCCUGGAGCAGAACCGGGUCGGUUCUGAUUCACUUAUCCUGCUGGACCUGGAUCAGACGACCCGGUUCCUCCUUUAACGUUAUUUUAACCCGUUAACGUUUAAUCUGCCUCAUUUUACUCGUUAAAAGCUCGUUAACUGGAUCUUCUGAUGUUUCAUCGUCUCCAUCGAUGUAAACCUGAACCUGCUGAUUAAAAGUCUUUAAAUAAA